CACUUUCUCAUUCUCCGUCUUCCAGCUGCGGCAGCGGCAGUACUUUGAGCAAGAGGAUGCCACCCAUGUCCAAAAUCACCAUCCCAACCACCACCAGAGGGGUUCGCCGGAGACCAUGGGGGAAAUACACGGCGGAGAUUCGAGAUCCCGCCAAAAAGGGGGGUCAGGGUCUGGCUGGGGACGUUCGAUUCCGCCGUCGAGGCUGCCAAGGGGUACGACAGCGCCGCCUUCCGCCUCCGCGGCAGCAGGGCGAUCCUCCAUUUCCCGCUCGACGCCGGCAGGAAUUCGGACUCUCCGGCAGUUUCAAUUCCCCCCCCCCCCCCGAUUCGGGGGAAUUGAGCGGUUGUUUUGGCGGGAUUAGGAAGAGGAAGAUUGGGGAAAUCGAGGGCGGUGGUGAGGGGAGUUUGAAGGCGGUGAAGGCGGAGAACCAGUCGUCGCCGCCGGUGGCGCAGGGUUUGGGGGAACCGGUGCCGUUGACGCUGUCGAGCUGGAAGGAGAUCUGGGACGGGGAAGUCAAGGGGAUAUUCAGCGUCCCGCCAUUGUCGCCGUUAUCGAAGUGAUUCUGACGGCGAUAAUGGAGAUGGUGGACAGAUGGGGAAGACGAAGUAGAUGAGAGGGAGAGAGAUUUUUGUUUUGACUUUGGGAAGCUUCAAAAGAAGAGAGAAAAUCCCAUGGUGGAAGCUUCAUCUUUUUCCUUGCUUGCUUUGGUCCGCCAUUAAUGGUGGAUCUGCUCGAGUUCUUGCAGAGGCACAUUGGAAGGAGAGAAUUUGUUUUGGCUAUUUUUAUUUAAAGAAAUUACAGUUUUAUUU
This is a messenger RNA of Linum trigynum, 809 nucleotides long. Lineage: Eukaryota; Viridiplantae; Streptophyta; Magnoliopsida; Malpighiales; Linaceae. The record is from the annotation of a GenBank genome assembly.